Molecule: messenger RNA, 5924 nt
Organism: Nipponia nippon (crested ibis)
Lineage: Eukaryota; Metazoa; Chordata; Aves; Pelecaniformes; Threskiornithidae
Gene: KIF13B
Product: kinesin family member 13B
Biological process (GO): microtubule-based movement
Molecular function (GO): microtubule binding; microtubule motor activity; ATP binding
Source: RefSeq, a predicted model, not a curated record
UCCCCGCGCCGCCGGCUCUCCCUCCGUAGACGGAAGCCGAGGAGGGACGAGGGAGCCGGGGAGGUUGGAGCGGCGCGAUGGGGGACUCCAAAGUGAAGGUGGCGGUGCGCGUCCGCCCCAUGAACCGGCGAGAGCUUGAUCUGCAUACAAAAUGUGUGGUGGAUGUGGAUGCAAACAAGGUUAUUCUUCAUCCUGUAAACACCAACCUUUCAAAAGGAGAUGCCAGUAGGACCCAACCAAAGGUGUUUGCUUACGAUCACUGCUUUUGGUCUAUGGAUGAAUCUGUCAAAGAAAAAUACGCAGGUCAAGAUGUUGUUUUCAAGUGCCUUGGAGAGAAUAUUCUUCAGAAUGCCUUUGAAGGCUACAACGCUUGCAUCUUUGCCUAUGGGCAAACUGGAUCUGGAAAAUCAUACACAAUGAUGGGUACUGCUGACCAGCCUGGAUUAAUCCCUAGACUUUGCAGUGGACUCUUUGAAAGAGCUCAGAAAGAAGAAAAUGAAGAGCAGAGUUUCAAAGUGGAAGUAUCCUACAUGGAGAUAUACAAUGAGAAAGUCAGAGAUCUUCUUGACCCAAAAGGAAGCCGUCAGUCAUUAAAAGUUAGAGAACACAGUGUUUAUGGUCCUUACGUAGAUGGCCUAUCCAAACUAGCUGUUGCUAGCUACAAGGACAUCGAGUCCUUGAUGUCCGAGGGCAACAAAUCUCGAACAGUGGCUGCAACCAACAUGAAUGAGGAGAGCAGUCGGUCCCAUGCAGUCUUCAAGAUUAUCCUCACCCACACUCUCUAUGAUGUACAAUCAGGGACGUCAGGUGAGAAGGUGGGCAAGCUGAGUCUGGUGGACUUAGCAGGCAGUGAAAGGGCAACUAAGACUGGUGCUGCAGGAGACAGGCUGAAAGAAGGAAGCAACAUUAACAAAUCCCUCACAACUCUUGGGCUGGUUAUUUCUGCCCUGGCAGAUCAGGCUGCUGGCAAGAACAAGAACAAAUUUGUUCCUUAUCGUGAUUCUGUGCUCACUUGGUUACUUAAAGACAGCCUUGGUGGUAACAGCAAGACUGCCAUGGUAGCAACAGUAAGCCCGGCAGCAGACAACUAUGAUGAGACCCUUUCAACACUGAGGUAUGCAGAUCGGGCCAAGAACAUCGUUAAUCAUGCCGUGGUGAACGAAGACCCCAACGCUCGCAUUAUUCGGGAGCUCCGUGAGGAAGUGGAGAAGCUGCGAGAACAGCUCACAAAAGCAGAGGCUAUGAAAUCACCAGAAUUGAAAGAACGAUUGGAGGAAUCAGAAAAGUUGAUUCAGGAAAUGACUGUGACCUGGGAAGAAAAAUUAAGAAAAACUGAGGAGAUAGCACAGGAGCGUCAGAAACAGUUGGAAAGUCUUGGCAUAUCUCUUCAGUCUUCUGGAAUAAAAGUUGGGGAUAAUAAGUGCUUCCUGGUUAAUUUGAAUGCAGAUCCAGCUCUCAAUGAACUUCUGGUAUACUAUUUAAAGGAGCACACGUUAAUAGGCUCAGACAACUCUCAAGAUAUCCAGCUGUGUGGAAUGGGAAUUCUUCCUGAACACUGCAUUAUAGACAUCACCCCAGAAGGACAGGUUAUGUUAACACCUCAAAAAAAUACUAGGACAUUCGUAAAUGGUUCUGCUGUCAUGUGUCCUAUCCAGCUACAUCAUGGAGACAGAAUACUGUGGGGAAACAACCACUUCUUCAGGUUGAAUUUGCCAAAGAAGAAGAAGAAGGCAGAUCAUGAGGAUGAAGAGCGAGACAACUCUAUGAAAUGCAGUAAUAGUGUGGAGCAGCUGGACAUAGAUGGAGACAAUUCCAGUGAAGUGUCUAGUGAGAUUAACUUCAGCUACGAGUAUGCCCAGAUGGAAGUCACUAUGAAGGCACUUGGUAGUAAUGAUCCAAUGCAGUCAAUCUUGCAAAGCCUGGAGCAGCAACACGAAGAGGAGAAGAGAUCUGCGCUUGAACGACAGAGACUGAUGUAUGAACAUGAACUGGAGCAAUUGCGAAGGCGAUUGUCGCCAGAGAAGCAACAUUUCCGCAGCAUGGACAGGUUCUCCUUCCAUUCUCCCAGCGCUCAGCAGCGCUUACGGCAGUGGGCGGAGGAGAGAGAAGAAAUGUUGACCCACAGCCUGAGAAAGCUGCGAGAGCAGAUUGUUAAAGCCAAUCUGUAUGUGAGAGAAGCCAGUUUUAUCGGAGAGGAAUUGGAUAAGAGGACAGAGUAUAAAGUUACCCUCCAGAUCCCAGCUUCAAGCCUUAACGCUAACAGUAAGAGAGGCGCAAUUCUCAGUGAGCCUGCUAUUCAGGUGAGAAGGAAAGGGAAAGGCAAACAGAUUUGGUCCCUGGAAAAGCUGGAGAAUCGCCUGGUAGAUAUGAGGGAUCUUUACCAGGAAUGGAAGGACUGUGAGGAAGACAACACAGUGAUGAGGGCUUACUUCAGGCGAGCUGAUCCAUUCUACGAUGAGCAGGAAAACCACAGCCUUAUCGGAGUAGCCAAUGUUUUUCUUGAGUGCCUGUUCUAUGAUGUGAAGCUACAAUAUGCUGUUCCAAUCAUCAAUCAGAAGGGAGAGGUAUCAGGUCGUCUCCACGUUGAAGUUGUUCGAGUGAGUGGAGAGAUAGACGACAGGUUGGUUGGAGGCGAGGAUAGUCCAGACUAUUCAAAUGAAAAUGACGUUCAGGAGAGAAAACUCGUCUGCCAGAUUAAAAUACUUCAGGCGACAGGUUUGCCACAGCACCUCUCCAACUUUGUGUUCUGCAAAUAUACGUUCUGGGAUCAACUGGAGCCAGUUACUGUUGCACCUGAGAUGGAUCCUUCCUUAUCUUCCAUCAGCAAGGAGCCACGGUGCAUGGUUGUCUUCGAUCACUGCAAUCAAGUUUCUGUAAAUAUUUCCGAAGACUUCAUGGAACAUCUUUAUGAUGGUGCUUUGGCAAUUGAAGUAUAUGGGCACAAGCAGAGCGGUGACCGCAAAAAUCCAGCCCUGUGGGAUUUGGGAAUAAUUCAAGCCAAAACACGCAGCCUUCGUGACAGGUGGAGUGAAGUAACCCGAAAAGUAGAACUCUGGGUUCAAAUUCUAGAGCUGAAUGAGAAUGGGGAAUACUGCCCAGUUGAGGUGACUCCUGCCAAGGACGUGUGCACAGGAGGCAUCUUCCAGCUCAGACAGGGGCAAUCUCGACGAAUUCAGGUUGAAGUGAGAUCUGUACAGGAAUCUGGGACCUUGCCACUGAUGGAGGAAUCAAUAUUAUCUGUUGGAAUUGGCUGUGUUCAAAUAAAACAUAUCAAGUCACAAAAAGGACCUGAAAAUUAUCCGGAAGAAGAGGAUGAAAUGGACAGUUAUCAGGAUAGGGAUUUGGAGAGGCUCCGUCGGAAAUGGCUGUGUGCCUUAACAAAGCGUCAGGAGUAUCUUGAUCAGCAAUUGCAAAAACUCGUUGGGAAGCCUGAUAAAACAGAAGAUGAUGCAGAUCGGGAGGCGCAGCUUUUAGAGAUGAGGCUAACGCUCACUGAAGAAAGGAAUGCUGUAAUGGUUCCUUCUGCUGGCAGUGGGAUCCCUGGAGCUCCAGCAGAGUGGACUCCUGUGCCUGGUAUGGAAACUCACAUUCCUGUUAUUUUCCUUGACUUGAAUGCUGAUGACUUCAGUUCCCAAGAUAACCUUGAUGACCCAGAAGCGGGUGGGUGGGAUGCUACUCUUGUUGCAGAAGAGGAGGAGGAAUUCUUUGAACUGCAGAUUGUGAAGCAUCAUGAUAGUGAGGUGAAAGCAGAAGCCUCAUGGGAUUCCACAGUCCACGACUGUAUCCAGCUCAGUAAAGGAACAGCAGCAGAUGAACGAGUUUACCUUAUUGUGAGAGCCACUGUCCAGCUCGGCCAUCCUGCAGAAAUGCAAUUAGUGUUACGCAAGCGCAUUUGCGUUAACGUGUAUGGCAGACAGGGUUUUGCACAGAGUUUCCUCCGAAGAAUGUCUCACCGAAGUUCCAUUCCUGGCUGUGGUGUCACUUUUGAGAUAGUCUCAAAUAUUCCAGAGGAUGCUCAAGGAGCUGAAGAGCGGGAGGCACUAGCCAGAAUGGCAGCAAAUGUUGAAGAUGCAGCUUCGGCUGACUCCGAAGCCUAUAUUGAGAAGUACUUGCGGAGUGUGCUGGCUGUGGAGAACAUUCUCACCUUGGAUCGUCUGCGCCAGGAAGGUGCUGUAAAAGAGCAGCUAAUGGGAAAAGGAAAACUCUACCGCAGGAGCCUGAGCUCCCCCAAUGUGAAUCGGCUUUCUGGAAGCCGCCAAGAUUUAGCACCCCCUUAUAACCUGAGCAGUAACCGGGGCCGAUGGGAGAGUCAGCAAGAUGUGUCCCGAGGUGCCACAAAUUCCCGUAGAGGCAUUAGUCCAUCUCGUACCUCUUUGCCGGGCUCUGGGCAGCAAAACCACUCUCCUGAUCCAGGUAUCGGUAGCCUUGCUGCUUCCUAUCUGAAUCCUGUGAAGUCCUUUGUGCCUCAGAUGCCCAAGCUGCUGAAGUCUCUCUUUCCUGUUAGAGAUGAGAAGAAGGCCAGGCAGACCUCUCCUCUUGCACAGCAGGCUGUCCCACGAAUUAUGGUUCAGUCUGCCAGUAUUGAUGCCAGCGCUCCAAGGAUAAAACAGAUGAACCAAGAGGAAGUAGGGAAACAGCCAUUGGAAACGGCAGUGCAGACGUCUGAGGCGGACAAGAGCCCAGAAAAGACCCCCAAAGUGCCUUUGCAGCAGCCCACGGGAGACGCCCAGGCGCAGGACUCCCAGGAAGGACCUCCAAGUCCUCUGAGCGAAGCCUCCAGCGGGUACUUUUCUCACAGCGUCUCGACAGCCACACUCUCUGAAGCCCUUGCGGCGGGAAGUGAUGCUGUAGCUCAGCCAGGGGGUCAAACGCCUGCAGUGAGUGACUUCCCAGCGCCUGCUGUGGCUCAGGUCUCUUCUGACACACCAGGGCACUCGGACAGUUCUUCAGAAAGCUGUCUCAGUACUAAGAGAGACAGUCAACCCGCCUUCAGCCUUCAGAGCACCCACGCAAGACCUAAGGACAGCACUGAAGUGAAUGGAAAUGAUGCUUUGAAAUCAAAAUUUUGCGCAUCUCCUGUGACUCAAAGUGAGCAGGCAAGUGAUGCCUCUGUAGCCGCUGAUGCAAAUACCUUUCUUUCUACCUCCACUCCAAAGAAGGAGUUGUUAUCCAAACAAUCAACAGAGUCAGCAGGACAAGCUAGGAAAAAAGAAAUGGCUUCUGGGUCUUCAGAACUGGGGUUUCCCAAACCACAGAUUCAUCCUGACCAAUUGUCCCAGCCGGGUGUUGCAGCCUCCCCCUUCAAAAUCCAGAAAGUCAAGACAUCAGAGCUGAAGUCCUUCACAAGCAUACUGGGAACAGAUCCCAUGUAUUCACUAAACACAGAAGAGCAGCAAGAAGGAGAAAAGAGCACGUCCGCUGCCCGUGGACUGAACCAUAAUGGAUCAGAGAUGGCAGAAGAAAAACUGGAGGUAACUUCUGACUCUGAAGAUGCCAAUGAAAUUCCCGAGUGGCUGAAAGAGGGCGAAUAUGUCACAGUUGGCGCAAAUAAGACGGGCACCGUUAGAUAUAUUGGGCCCACAGACUUUCAAGAGGGAACAUGGGUUGGUGUUGAACUGGAUUUACCUUCAGGUAAGAACGAUGGCUCGAUUGGAGGGAAGCAGUAUUUCAGGUGCAACCCAGGCUAUGGAUUGCUCGUGAAACCAGGCAGAGUUAAAAAGGCGAUGGGACCAGCAAGACGGCGGAGCACCGGAUUGAGGUUGCAAGGAGGAGCCACUGCUGAGAACAGGAGGAGUGGAAACUUCUCCGGGUCGGCCUCCAACCUGGCUUCGCUCACAGCCCUGGCAAAAUCAGAAGGAGGAUCCACGCCGCGACUGGAGAAGAGCCAGAAAAAUGCGGAGAACAGGAAAUCUUGGGCAAACUGA